Molecule: messenger RNA, 2279 nt
Organism: Anoplophora glabripennis (Asian longhorned beetle)
Lineage: Eukaryota; Metazoa; Arthropoda; Insecta; Coleoptera; Cerambycidae
Product: piggyBac transposable element-derived protein 4-like
Exons: 1
Coding region: 1104-2279 (391 amino acids)
Source: RefSeq, a predicted model, not a curated record
UAACGAAAUAAUAAACUCACUCUCUUGUUCAGAGUUUUUAGAAGCUCCGGGAUUGGAAGAAUUCCAAUUUUCAAUCGGAUCUAAAAUAAUAAUUAACAAAAGUUGCAAUUAAUUUUUAACACACAAAUUAAAAUAAUUAUAAACAAUAUUUAAUACAUAGAUAUACUUACUCUUUCAAUUCCGCCUGCUUUUUACAUUUUAACACAUUGGCUGCCCAAAACGCCCGAGGGCCGUUCACGUGACUUUUCCCGCCGUGCCCCCACCGCCCGAGAGGCGUUCUCGUAUAGGGAAAAUUAUAAGGUACAUAGAAUUGCCGGGCCAGUUGGGAUUCGAUCAUUGUCGCGUCUGGGCACAGAGUAAAGAUUGAGGUUAGCAUGUGUAUUGUUGGUUGCUGAAAAUAGUGCAGAUUUAUUACGUAGUGAUUGCAUUGAUUGUUUUUAUUAUUUGCAAGUGUUAAGGGUAAGUGUAAUAACGUUUGGUUAUAUUGUUUCAAAUGAAAAGUAGUGAAAAGUGAAAUGAAGGAAUAUUUUUUGAAAAAUGCGUAAUGUAAAGUCCUGAGGUGGGUGAUGUGUACUCGGUACCAUGUGUCCGCCCCAGGGGCGUUGUCGGGCAACGAGCCGCGUGCCAUGUAGAAUUUUAUUUUAUGUUUACAGAUGCUCGGAACCAUCGAAAAGAGCUAAAUAUGAAAACAGGAGGACGAGGCAGACCCUUUCGAAAAUCAGUCCGACGAUGAUCCUGAUUUUGUCAAUCCUAGUGAUAUUAGUGAGUCUGAAGAAGAAGAUACUGCAUCAGUGCCUUUAUCUCCAUCUUCUCCCAUGGCUGCGCCACAAUCCUCAUCGCCAUCUUCCCAAAAUCAUGCAGCGGCACUUGUAUUUACUUACGAUGAGGUUCCAAGUCAAAUUGUUUUCUUUACGAAGAAGACAGGUUUGCUUGCGAAUACGAACAACGCAACAGAGCCCAUAGACUAUUUUAAUCUUCUGGCGACCGAUGAGUUUGUUGAUGAACUCUGUACAAAAGCUAACAGUCAUGUAGUGGACCUAAUUGCAUUGAGCUCUGGGGAAGAACCAAGAAUUGCGCGAUGAAGGGAUGUGCAACCUGUUGAAAUGAGAAAGGUUUUGGGACUACUCUUUCAUAUGGGAAUAAUUAAACUAAACAGAUUGAAUGAUUAUUGGAAAAAACAUUAUAUGUUUAAUUUACAAUGUUUUUCGCAGUUCAUGAGUCGAAAUCGUUUUCUGCUCAUUAUAAGAUCUUUACACUUUGAAAAUCGAGAAGAUGAGCCUCGCACUCAAAUUGGAAAAAUCAUGCCUCUAAUAAAUUUUUUCAACAAUAAAAUGGACGAAAUUUAUUAUCCAUCAAGGGAAUUGUCGAUUGACGAGUCCAUGGUGCUGUGGCGAGGGCGAUUGAAAUUUCGGCAAUACAUACAAGGGAAGAGGCACAAAUUUGGCAUAAAAUUGUAUUCUCUUUGUGAACAUGGUAUUGCAAUUAAAAUAAUUGUCUAUACAGGAUCAGCGGAUCCUGAGUUAUCGGGAACAAAAUAUACAGAGAAAACUGUUCUAGUCCUCUUAAAAGGCAAAUUAGAUCAAGGUCAUUCCAUUUAUAUGGAUAAUUAUUAUAAUAGUGUGAGUCUGACUAAACAAUUACUGACGAAGAAAACCUAUGUUACAGGAACCUUGAGAUCGAAUAGAAAAAAUAAUCCUACAGAAGUGGUAAAAAAGAAGUUGAAAAAAGGGGAGCAAAUUGUUCAAUAUACUUCGCAAGGAAUAUGUGUUACAAAGUGGAAAUAUCGACGAGACAUUUUAGCGAUCUCCAGUGAAUAUAAUGCACAGAUGGAAUUUGAUACUACCCAGCAAGAAAAACAAAAACCUAACCUCAUAAGUAGAUAUAAUCAGUUCAUGGCAGAUGUUGAUCACUGCGAUCAAAUGAUGUCGUAUUAUUCAUGUGAACAUAAGACAUUACUAUGGUACAAAAAAUUGGCACUCCAUAUCUUUCAAAUUAUGUUGCUCAAUUCAUACCACCUAUAUAAGCAAGGAAAUACUAAUAACGAAAAACGCUAUAAUGAUUAUCGAUUAUCUGUGAUUGAAAAGCUUCUUGGGCCUCCACAAGCAGAUCCAUUGCCAAAAAUUAAGAUUACUCACCUUCCUGAGCUUUGCCCUAAAGGUGAAGGAGCUAGUACCCGAGUCAAACGAAGGAGAUGUAAAGUUUGCUGGGAAGGCGAAAAAAUUAGAAAAGAUUCUAUUUAUUAUUGUCCCUUGUGUCCCGACCAACCUGAAUUUUCCUAA